AUGGCCACCGACUACAGCAAGAAGACCAACGCCGAGUUGGUCGAGAUCCUUAAGACUCGCUCCCUCCCCCACACCGGAAAAAAGGCCGACAUGGUCUCGCGCCUCCAGCAAGACGAUGAGAGCAAGCCCUCGGCUUCUGCCGCUGCUCCUGUCGCAGCCAAGACUGAGGCCCCCGAGGACGUCAUUGACUGGGACGACGAGCCCGCAGAGACAACCAUCGCGCCAUCUACAGAAGCUGGUGCAGCUUCAAUUGCUGCCGGCGGCAAGGGCGCAGUUUCCAACCCCGUUGCUGUCCCAAACCAGGAGCUCGGCGAGAACCCCGCCGUGACCGAUGACUUAAAGGUUGAGGCGACUGGCGCCGUCGCUGAUGCAACUGCUCAACCUGAGGCUGCAACCGAACAGAAGCCUGCUGUUGACUACACACGAGGACUGCCCCAGACCGAUCUGGAGGCCGAGCUGGCGAAGCGCAAGGCUCGCGCGCAAAAGUUCGGUAUUGCUGAGGAUGAGGAUACUGCAUUGAAGGAGGCUACAAAGCAGCUGGAGCGCGCUAAGCGGUUUGGCACUGGUGCCGAAGCUGAUGCUGUCGCCGGGGCAGGUGUCAGCCGUCUUGACCAGGCACUGUCCGAUGAGCGGACCCGCAAGCGUCGCAAUGAUACCCGCACCGACCAGGCUGGUCGUGGAGGCAAGAGACGUGACACCGGUCGCAACCGUAACCGCCAACGAGGUGAUGGCAACCGCAACCGCGGUGAUGGUGGCAACAAGACCAACGCUGGUGUGAAGAAGCCCAAUGCCGGUGCGAACACGAACAACGCUCAGAAGUCUUGGAGUGAGAAGGACCAUGCGGCCAUGGAAGCUCGCAAGAAGCGCUUUGCAGCAGCAGCUUGA
Messenger RNA from Penicillium paradoxum, 885 nucleotides. RefSeq names its product SAP domain-containing protein. Gene Ontology annotation, cellular component: nucleus. The transcript has a single exon. Bases 1 to 885 code for a protein of 294 amino acids. The record is from RefSeq and is a predicted model, not a curated record. NCBI's taxonomy places the organism in Eukaryota, Fungi, Ascomycota, Eurotiomycetes, Eurotiales, Aspergillaceae. Gene Ontology annotation, biological process: poly(A)+ mRNA export from nucleus.